AUGAAAAAAGCUGGUUGUCUGGAGUUAACGAAGCUGUCGUUCUAUUCAAUAUACGAAUCGUUGAAGAUCUUCGUUAUACCACGUGAAGGACAUCGUCGUCUUUUCCUUUACCUAUCAUUUGGUGCCAAUUUCUUGGACCAACUAUCAUUCGGCGAAGAAAAAAGUCUAAUCGGCACCUAUACGCUUCUGUCGCCUUUCAACUGGACCAAAGACGAGUAUGCUAAUUACAAAUCCUUGAGGCCCAUUGUUCAGAUUGUCGGCAUGUUCUUUGGACUAAUCGCGCUGAAAAAGUGGUUGAAACUUCGUGAUACAUUUGUAAUCUGCUUGGCAAUUGGAACUCUGUCCAUUUCGCUCUUCAUGAUUGGGUUAGCGCAGGCGUCAUGGUUGAUCUUUGCUAGCAUGGCUCCGGGAAGUCUUCACGGAUUGCUCAACCCCUUGACGUACACAUUUUUGUCGUGCUUGAUUGGACGAGAUGAAAUUGGCAAGGCAUUCGCAAUAAGUUCGAUUGCCCAAAAGCUUGCCGGAUUUGCUCAGACCGCAGUUCUUCAGAACAUAUACAUUGCUACUCUGAACUGGUACCAGGGCUUUGUCUGGCUAGUCAUGGGUGCAAUAUGUGUGUUUGCAUGCGGGAUCUACGGUUUCGUUCACGUCGUUGCCAAGCGUGAAAAGAUAGGAUCGUAG
Messenger RNA from Cooperia oncophora, 681 nucleotides. The record is from the annotation of a GenBank genome assembly. NCBI's taxonomy places the organism in Eukaryota, Metazoa, Nematoda, Chromadorea, Rhabditida, Trichostrongylidae.